AUGUCAAUAGCAAGAGACGUAAAAAUAAAUAAAUAAUAUAAAUAAUAGUAAAAAAAAAAGUUAUAAAAAAUAUUUGACAGUUUUAUAAUAAUUUCAGUUUUGUGUUUUAGUUCAGGACUUAGCUCCUCUUCUGAUUUUUUACCUCCAUUAAAAUGAUCACUGCGAAUAAAAUCGUAUGGCUUAGGAACCCACUGUGAUCCAUCAGCGUCAAAAAAUCACGUGUUUACAAAAUGUUAGAACAGAAUGUAGAAUCUUAUUUUUUUUUAAUUUAAAAUUAAGCAUUUAUUAUAUAUUAGAUUUUUUCAUCACAGAAUCCCUACAAAUUUAUUAACUUUUACUAAACUUAAAAAUUUUGAAAAGGUUUGCAAUUCUUCGAAUUAUUGUUAUUGAUAAAAUUAAGGUUAUGGUACUACUUACUUCAGCCUUUUAAUUGCAGCUAUCCACUUAUUCCGUUGGAUUAUUUUCCAUUGAGCAGUCGGAAAUUUACAAAAUUUGCACUUACUUUUUCUGCUGGUAUUCUUACAAUUUACAACACAACAACUCUGGUGUCUCAUUUUUUUUUAAUUUAUUAAAAUUAAAACAAAAUAAAUACUUUCACGUGUGCUUGCUUACAAUUUUUGUAAUAAUAGCCUCCCGUAACACCAAAAGUAACCACUGCGAGCGCUUCAGUCGAUUUAAUUUCUCCUACCAUGGCUCCACUCAGAGCGAAUAGCGAGGUUUGGGCGCAAACGCUGUUAAGCACAAUAGUGGGAGUACCUCAAUUCUAACAAUUUUGUCCCCUACAACCCCGAGCUAAUCUUAUAAUGAGGUCCUACUGUAUAUGUACUCGGACAUCAUCUUGAAAUCAGUCAAAAUUAAUAGCUUCCUAGAACCUCAAAACGUCGAGAUCUGUUAAAAACUCGGUUUUCGAAAACCGGACUAAAACCAACAACUUUCCUUUUUCGAAAAUUUUCAAUUUUCUUAGCGGGAAGUUAAAAUUUUGUAUACUUAAAACUUAUUGAUAAAUUGUCAUAAAUAUUGUUUAUCUAAAUUAGGAAUUACAGUAGAAAAUAAAAAUUUUUAGAGGCUCUCAAUACUAAUAAUAGCGCAGCAUAAUAAUUUUUUAACAAAACUUCCUGUUUCAAGUUUCGUCGACAGCAUAAUAAAAAUUCGUAGAUUUCUAAAGGUAGCCUGGUAACUCGGACCGUUUUUCAAGCCUAUUUUAGAUUCCUUUUUCUUAAGAAAGAACAAGUAAAAAAAUUAUAUUGUUAGAGAAAAAUAAAUUUGUGUUUUUUUUGUUAUUUAAGGCAUUGGUGUUUCCAAAUGACGAUAUAAAUCGUGAAUACAAUACACUAAAUUUAUAUCCUCUAUACACAGGCAAAAUAAUAUCAGCAACUAACGAUCCUGUAUUUGAAGAACAGGCAGAAAAUUUUCUCAGUAAUCUGACAGUAAUUCACUCAAAAACUCUUCUAGAUUUAGUAAAUGAUCCUGAGGCAAAAUCAUCUUUCUUCUCACAAUUUGCUUUCAAUAACCAUAAUAUUACUCUCAUCAAUAUGUAUUUGGAUUAUUUGAAUUAAAUUUAAAAUUGAAAAAAAACAAAAUUCAUUAGAUAAAAGAGACCUUUGUCAAUUAUUCCUUUUUAGUAGAUUUCAUAAAAAUCUAACUAUUGUAUUUGUCCUCAUGAUGGAAUUUUCGAAAAAUUUUCCUACCUCUAAACUCAGCUCGACGAGCUGAGUCAGAAAAUACAUUCAGUUCAAAAGUUUAUAUAUGUAUUUAUAUAUAUAUAUAUAUAUAUAUAUACAAUAUAACGCGCCGUUCUCCAACGAUGGACGAUUACCUUGGAUGAGUUCAAAGAUGAGCCAAUUCGGCCAAUAAGUUUAGAAGUUGUGGUUAGUUGAAAUUUUGUAAAAUUUUCAAAAAAAAUUUGUUUGCCGCUUUAACUGGAUAUAACUUCUAAACGGAAAGAGAUAGCUUAUAUUCGUUUAAUCUAUGUGAAAAAAAGAAAAAAAAGAAAGGCCCUUCGGCAGCCGAAAUCGAAGGUAGAUUUUCCAACUAAUGUAUAUAAAAAGUUUUUUACAUACAUAUCUUGCGAUUCACGUUAGUGUAUAGUAGACUGUGCCAAAUGAAAUGUGAAAUCGAUAUUUCUUUUUUUCGGUCCCAUACGAAAAUUAGGUUGUGUCACUAAAAAAAAAAAUUGGUCUAUCAGUUGAUCCUGCGGGUCAGCCCCAAAACUUCCCGCUGUUUUCGAGCUCAAGAACCUCAAAAAACAUUAAUGUGAAUACAUUUUCUCGAAAAUACGUUUGUAUGCUGUUGUUUUCGAAAAAAAAACGAUUCUCACCAUUUUUUCUUCAACGAUAUCUCUCAAACGAAUAAACCGAUUGAGACGGUUGAGGUGGCAAGCGACGCGUUUUGUCAAGUUUUAAAGCUGGUCAAAUUUUGGAUUCGAUUUAUCGAGUAGUUUUUGAGAUAUUUCAGAAAAAAUAAAAAAAUUUUUUUUUUUUUAAUUCGUUCGACAACGGUCGAACGUUCUUUCACCCUAAUAUGUAUAUAUAUUUUUUUUCUUACUCAAAAACACAAUUUAAAACUCUACAAAACGAUAGCCACGAUUUAAUUACGGCAGAUAAAAACUAAGCAGUCAUUACCAAAUUUUUUAUGGUUCUUUGACCAAUAGCAAUCACGAUUGAUUUCCAGUGUAGACAAAGCAUUUGGCCUAGGGCAUUUAUAUUCAAUCAACAACAUUAUCUAUUUGGAUUCACUUAAUUUCGUUGAACACAAAGAACAUUCAGUUAUCGACAAGUCGUUUAGUAAAAUAACAAGUGCAGUAAUUGUAUAAAAUGUACGCGAUAGCAAAUAAAUUAUUACUUGUUAUUAUCAUUGAACUUGUCACAAUAAGUCUUACUGCCAGUAAAAUAAUGCCUUUAUUGGAAAUUUCUGCUGGUGACAUAGUUAAUAUAAAUUAUUUGAAAGAAUCGUCAACUGAAACAACUGGGAAUAUAUUUGAUGGAUAUAGAGAAGGAGAAUUUACCAAAACCGACUAUUUUACUGGUGAACAUUAUACUACUAUAAAAAAAAAAUCAUGUUUAUCUUUUGAAUCUAUAUCAUCCUAUUAUCAUCCAGAAGUCAGCAUUGAUGAUACGGAACACGAUCCUACAAAAAUAUUUAGCAGCGCGGAUAGAGUUAAAUAUAAUUACUUUGGCAUUAGCCAAAAUUAUAUUGAUAAUAGAUAUCUGUAUGGUAUUGUUAAAAUAUGUAAAGUCAAGAAAACGCAAAAUCUAAACAUUCGAGUGAUUGACGGAAGUGAUUUUCCAAAUAUUAAUUAUCGCAGAAAUGACAAACUAUUACUUGGUGAAACAGCAGUUUUACGAUUAAAAGGAAAUAAUGGAACCCAUUUCGUAUCGUCCAUCACUACCGGAGAGUGUCUGCUCCAAGUUUAUGUUAACGAAGCAGAAAAGUGUACUUUAACAGAUGGAUGCGAAAAGGAGAAACGUUUCAACGAUUUUUUCGAAUGGCCUUUGUAUAGAAGCCGCGUUAUAAUUGCCAGUAAUAAACGCGAUCUUGAAAAUCAAGUUAAUGAAGAUUUGAAUAAUUCUAGGAAAUCACUUUUCGAUUUAAGUAAUGAUCCAAUGGCUUACCCCAGUAUUCUCAAUCUUCUGAUGCGAAACGCUGUUAUUCGUAUUAAAUUACAUUCACUACCUGAAUUACCGAAAUCACGAAUCAGAUCAGUACAGAAUCCAAUUACUCAUAAAACUCCAUUGAAAUCUUUAAAACCCGGUGAUAUUAUUAAUGCUUCCAAUUUAAAAGCUAUAAAUUCAUCUAUUACGGUCGAUAAUAUCUUAGUCGACGUAUACGAUGGAAAAAUAGACAGAUCGAUGACGUUCAAAUAUACUGAUUGUUUUGAGUACGACGUCAAUGAAAUACCUAUACUGAAUUAUGUCUCUUAUAAAACGUACCCUAAUUAUUUGGCUGAUUAUUAUUAUAAAUUUGACCUAUUUGACGAAAUGGUUAAACGCAAAUACUACGGAAUUGAUCGCAAAUAUUUAAAUAAUAAAUACAAAUGUAUGAAGAUUACUAUUUGCUCUGAAUUUGAAAGAAAAAAAUUAAUUAUUCCGUCUGUUCGUGUCAUUAGUUUGGGCAAACAGAACAUCAGGAAUUCAAGUAUUUUCAUUGGUGAAAAUGUCGUCCUGCGCUAUAAGAUAAAUAAUGAAACGCACUACGUUGCUCGUACAGAAGAAGGCAAUUGCUUGUUCCAGGCAUUGGUGUUUCCAAAUGACGAUAUAAAUCGUGAAUACAAUACACUAAAUUUAUAUCCUCUAUACACAGGCAAAAUAAUAUCAGCAACUAACGAUCCUGUCUUUGAAAAAUGGGCAGAAAAUUUUGUCAGUUAUCUGACAGUAAUUCACUCAAAAACUCUCAUGGGUGUCAUAAAUGAUCCUGAAACGAAAGCAAUUUUUUUCUCUCAAUUUGCAUUUAAUAACCAUAAUAAGACUCUCAUAAAUAUCUAUUUGGAUGAUUUGCAUUAAAUUUAAAAUUAAA
This is a messenger RNA of Microplitis mediator, 4512 nucleotides long. RefSeq lists its product as uncharacterized. The record is from RefSeq and is a predicted model, not a curated record. Bases 2814 to 4499 code for a protein of 561 amino acids. The transcript has 3 exons. NCBI's taxonomy places the organism in Eukaryota, Metazoa, Arthropoda, Insecta, Hymenoptera, Braconidae.